Messenger RNA from Cokeromyces recurvatus, 2124 nucleotides. Its product is annotated as acyltransferase ChoActase/COT/CPT. Gene Ontology annotation, molecular function: carnitine O-acetyltransferase activity. The transcript has 6 exons. Gene Ontology annotation, cellular component: mitochondrion. The record is from RefSeq and is a predicted model, not a curated record. Lineage: Eukaryota; Fungi; Mucoromycota; Mucoromycetes; Mucorales; Mucoraceae. The coding region runs from base 43 to 2124 and encodes 693 amino acids. Gene Ontology annotation, biological process: carnitine metabolic process.
UUUUUUUUUUUCUUAUCUUAUUUUUUUAAAAAAAAAAAAAAAAUGACAAUUCACCUUGAGCAAAAUAGAACAGAAUCAAGUGAUGGAAAAACCUUUCAAUAUCAAAAGCAAUUACCAAAGCUUCCUAUUCCAAAACUUGAAGAUACAGCAACACGUUACCUUGCUGCCUUAAAACCUUUACAAACAACAGAAGAACAUGAGGCUACCAAGAGAGCUGUUGCCUUCUUUCUUGAAAAGGAGGGUCCAGAGCUCCAAUCAAAACUUACCGCUUAUGCUACUGAUAAAUCCUCUUACAUUGAGGAGUUUUGGUACGACUCUUAUUUACACUUUAGAGAUCCAGUUGUGCUCAACUUGAAUCCUUUCUUUCUACUUGAAGAUGAUCCAACCCCACAACGAAAUGAUCAAGUCAUUCGGGCUUCCUCUCUGAUCUAUUCGACACUUACCUUUAUUCAUGCUCUCAAGACACGACAGUUGGAACCAGACGUGAUUCGUGGUACACCUCUUUGCAUGUCUCAAUUUGAUAGACUCUUUGGUACAGCUCGAAUCCCAACCCAUGACAGCUGUUAUAUUGCUACCACUACCCCUCAUUUGGAGAGUCGACAUAUCAUCGUCAUGGCUCAUUCUCAAAUUUAUCAUUUUGAGGUCUUUGAUGAGGGCUACCUUGCAUUGACUGAGAAGGAGAUCGCGGCUAGUCUAAAGGCUAUCUUAAGGGACGCUGUCGAGACGCCCAUUCGUGAAGUCGCUAAGAGGGCAGUAGGUAUCUUGACUACGGAAAAUCGUCGUAAUUGGGCUAAAUUACGUCAGAAUUUACAAAGCGAUCAAGUCAAUCGUGAGGCACUUCGAGUGAUUGAUGAGGCCUUGUUUGUGGUCUGCUUAGAUCAUGUGGAACCGAAUUCAUUAGAGGAUCUGAGUAAUAACAUGUUAUGUGGUACCUAUCAGCUUGAAAAAGGUAUUCAGGUCGGAACUUGUACCAAUAGAUGGUAUGAUAAAUUACAAAUUAUUGUGUGUCAAAAUGGUAGUGCGGGAAUAAACUUUGAACAUACAGGCGUAGAUGGUCAUACAGUUUUACGUUAUGUAUCUGAUAUUUAUACGGAUACCAUUUUACGUUUUGCAAAGACGAUUAAUAGUCAAACACAAUCUAUAUUUCACAACUAUAGAAAGAAAGAAGAAAGACGUAGAAGUUCUACUUCAGAUUCAUUCUCUUACUUUGAUCAUAAUCCUCGUAAGAUUGAAUGGAAAAUGACGGAUGCUCUUGAACAAGGUAUUCGUUUUGCAGAGACAAGAAUGAGUGAUUUAAUCUUACAAAAUGAAGUCAAAGUGUUGGAAUUUGAUCAAUAUGGAAAAAACUUUAUCACAGAUAUGAAAAUGAGCCCUGAUGCAUUUGUACAGGUAGCUAUUCAGGCAGCUUAUUAUGGUCUGUAUGGAAAAUCUGAAUGUACAUAUGAACCUGCUAUGACCAAAAAUUUUUUACAUGGUCGAACAGAAGCGAUUCGUUCUGUUACCCUUGAGUCGAACUAUUUUGUUGAACAAUUUUAUAAUGCUACUAGCAGUCAAGAUGAAAAGUUAGAAGCGCUUCGUGCAGCUCUUAAAGCUCAUACUGCAAUCACACGUGCUUGUUCUCAAGGACAAGGACAAGAUCGUCAUCUUUAUGCCCUUGAAUGUCUUUGGGAUCGUCUCUAUGCUGCUGAUAAACAACAACAACAACAUAAAAAGCCUUCCAUCUUUACUGAUAAAGGCUGGCAAACCCUUAAUCACAGUGUUAUUAGUACAUCUAACUGUGGUAAUCCUGCUUUAAGAUUGUUUGGAUUCGGACCUGUCGUUUCAAAUGGUUUUGGUAUUGGUUAUAUUAUUAAAGAAGAUCGUAUCUCGUUUGUAGCUUCUUCAAAGCAUCGUCAAACAGAUCGAUUACUACACACUUUACGAAACUAUUUAACAGAUGUUCGAACAAUGUUACUUAAAGAAAAAUAUCCAGGAGGUGUCUCACAUCGUCAACGUAUUUUGGCUCUCGAAGAACAAUGGUAUCAAGAUGGUUAUAGUUAUUUCGAUAAUGGACAUGACACUUUACCCCAAAAGACUUCCCCUAAAGUGGGUAAACGUUUAGUGAUUCGUGAAAAUGAUGAAUAA